Sciurus carolinensis (gray squirrel) is the source of this 1799-nucleotide messenger RNA. RefSeq names its product family with sequence similarity 136 member A (gene Timcc). Lineage: Eukaryota; Metazoa; Chordata; Mammalia; Rodentia; Sciuridae. The coding region runs from base 175 to 498 and encodes 107 amino acids. The transcript has 3 exons. Gene Ontology annotation, cellular component: cytoplasm. The record is from RefSeq and is a predicted model, not a curated record.
AGGUCCCCUUUCCCGCGGUCUGAUUCUCAGACUCUCGCUCAGCCGCUGCGCUAUGCGCGGCACCGCUCUCCCAUUCCUGCCGACCGGCUCUGGGCGCCCUGGGGUGACCGUGGCGUCCUCAAGCCCGCCUCGCCCUCAGGCAGGGCAUCUGGAGCUUCGGCUCAUCAGGGCCUCAUGUUCCGGUGCAGCGCCAGCUGCUGUGAGGACAGCCAGGCUUCCAUGCAGCAGGUGCACCAGUGCAUUGAGCGCUGCCAUGCCCCGCUGGCUCAAGCCCAGGCCUUGGUGACCAGUGAGUUGGAGAAGUUCCAGGACCGUCUGGCCCGGUGUACCAUGCACUGCAACGACAAAGCCAAAGAUUCAAUAGAUGCUGGGAGUAAAGAGCUUCAGGUGAAGCGGCAGCUGGACAGUUGUGUGACCAAGUGUGUGGAUGACCACAUGCACCUCAUCCCAACUAUGACCAAGAAGAUGAAAGAGUCUCUCUCAUCCAUUGGGAAAUAAAAGUUCUUGCCAGUGGCCAUUAGGGCUGAGAGCAGGAAUCUAUUUUAAAAGAGGAAUGGGAAUUUUAGUCUUAAGCAAAGUUGAUAAAUGAAGAAACUAAGGAUGGCAACAAGUUUAAGGCAUAUAAAACUUGACUCUAGACACUGAUUCCUUUAUGUUUUGAUCCAAGGAAGUGAAAUGGAAAAAAAAAUGGUGCUAAAAUUUGAGUGAAAGGAGAGCUUUUAGAGGCUAAACUUCACAUUGGCAAGUGGUUGUCCUGAGAGUAGAGAGCUCCCUUGUACCAAGCCAGAGCCCUCCAAGCAGCAGAUUCUUACAACACAGGUACCAACAGGAUAGCAGGUUCUUCUGGACUGCCAGUGACCUGGUGGAGUUUGAAGAGAGGUGUGUGUUUGUUGCCAACCUCUUAUUUACCAGAAGUAUCAUACCAUUUUCCAUAAGCCGUAAAACAAAAUCCAGGAGAUCAAUAAUCUAGAAGGGGGAAAAGGUUUCCAGGUCUUUAUUUUGUUUGGUAGUUUUUAUAUACAAGGCAUUAAGUGGAUUUAAGAUAUGAAUUUGAGAGGAAGAGUAGUUCGGAUAAGAACUUGGAAAGAUUCCUUGUGUAUACCCUUUAUGGCCAUCAAGAUAUGGAUUUCUUCAAAUUCUUUUUGCAUCUCUCAGCUAGAAGACCACUGCAAAAGCAGACUGGCGAUGUCACAUUAAGUAUAGAAAGCAGAGCUUCCACCACCAGCGUAUGUGCCCUGAGGCUUUCUACAGUAAAGUGACAGGAUAAUCUUUCCCCCUUGAAGAGAAAGGAAUUUUGAUUGUGAUACAUAUACCAGUAUCUGGAAAUAGUAAAAUAGUGACUGUUUCCUAGAUGAAAGUUAUGAAGUACUGUACUUGGAAGGAAAAAAAUGGUUUUCACAGAACAGAAGCCUAAAUCCAGCAUUGCUUACUUAGUUCCCUGAAUUAACAGAGCCUUACUGAUAUAAUCCCCUGACAAUAGGAAAGUCAAAAAGUAAACAGCUUGGACUAGGACAAGCUGUGACACACACAGACAGACACACACACACCCCUCUUUGAAAGCAAAGGAGGGGCACCCCACACAGAACCCUUUACCAAAUACCAUUUUGCCUGGGGCCUUUGCAACAUGCAAUGUUCUUCUUGCCCCAGCAUCGCACCUUAUCUUCUGAAUAAGGAGCAUGUUGUCUUUUUAUCAACUUAUUACUUGAAAUGAUAAUAUAGCCUGUCUGUUUGCUCUGUCAAGGCUGUGAUAUAUUUUCCUAGUGGUUUGGUUUUAAAAUAAAUCGUUUCAUUGUCUCCCU